CAACAGCCUGUGGCGAAGCUUAGCCACUCCCCACGGCCACACUUGCAGCCACAGCUCAUUGUGAAGCCAAGCCACCCAUCCCGACCGCAAUUACAGAUACAGCAACAUAUACUGUUGAUGUCUAUGCAGCAACCCCCUGUGCCGCCCCAUAUUCCUUCAAUGCGACCUAUGAAACCAGAAUCUCCAAGGGCACGUCCAAGGCAAAUCUCUGCUGAAGUGAAAGAAGGUACACCAAAGAAGCAAAAGCAAUGUAAUUGCAAACACUCUAGAUGCUUGAAAUUGUAUUGUGAAUGCUUUGCAUCAGGCAUAUAUUGUGAUGGGUGCAACUGUGUAAACUGUUUCAAUAAUGUGGAAAAUGAAGCUGCUAGACGAGAAGCUGUUGAAUCUACUUUGGAACGCAAUCCACAUGCAUUUAGGCCUAAAAUUGGUAGCAGUCCCCAUGGAAUCCGGGAAAAUAGGGAGGAGGCUGGGGAUGGUUUAAUCUUGGGGAAGCAUAACAAGGGAUGCCACUGCAAAAAAUCAGGGUGCCUUAAAAAGUACUGUGAAUGUUUCCAAGCUAACAUUCUAUGCUCAGAAAAUUGCAAAUGCAUGGACUGCAAAAAUUUUGAAGGAAGUGAAGAGAGGCAAGCUCUAUUCCAUGGAGAUCAUUCAAAUAACAUGUCAUAUCUGCAGCAGGCAGCAAAUGCUGCAAUAACUGGUGCUGUUGGGGCAUCUGGCUACGGAUCUCCUCCAGUUAGCAAGAAGAGGAAGGGGCAGGAGCACCCUUUUGCAACAACGAUGAAAAGCCCAGUUCACACAUUUGGGCAGUUUCCGCAGACCAACCAUAUUAAAUCUUGUAUACCAACCUCUUCAAUGCCUUCAAUUUCCAAUGCUCGUAUUGGCAGUUCAACCACAAUGGGACCUUCAAAAUUUACUUAUAGAUCUUUAUUAGCAGACAUGAUCCAACCAGUGGACGUGAAAGAGCUCUGCUCGGUUUUGGUUUAUUCUUCAAGGCAAGCUGCCAAACUGCUUGCAGAGGAUAAAAAUGCAAAUCAAAACCAAAGAGAAAGAUCUGUUGAUUCACUGUGUCAAGAAAAAUUAGAGAAUCAUACAAGUGUGGUGGGGUUGCCUAGCAAUUGUUCCAGUGGGAGUCUGGAUGGCAAAAGAGGUACAGACAAGCCCUGUUUGGAUACUGUUGAUGAGUCAACAGAAAGGCCAAUGUCUCCAGGAACUUUAGCAUUAAUGUGUGACGAGCAGAAUACUCUAUUUUCUGCAAGUUCUCCUAACGAAUCAACAAGCCUUUGCUGCAAAACAUCUUCCCAAUUGUCUCAUGGUAAAGCCAUGCCAGAAGCCUAUGCAGAGCAGGAGAAAAUCGUUUUGACAAAGUUCCGUGAUUGUCUCAAGAGACUAAUUACGCUGGGAGAUAUAAAAGAAACAAAAUGUUCCUCAAUGGCACGUGCUUCGGACUCGGCUCACCAACGACACACCAUAAUCAAUGACUCUCAAAAGGAAGUUUAUUUCAAUGGUGUGGCUCCGUCUCCACAGAAAACAUCUCAACCACCGCCGGUAAGUUCUAUGGUUGGGAGUGUGAGUUCUCCCCUCCCUGUUCUUCCCCAAUCAGCUGAGAAUGGGGUUCAAAAACCAAAAUAAUGAAAGUUAAACUCCACUGUAUAGAGAUUUAGCAUGUGAUUUGGCCGAAACGGAUCGACCAUUCGUCAUGUAAUAUUAGUAUUUUAUCUAUCCCCUCCCUCCUUCACGGACCUCCAUACUUCUUCCAUGGCGGCUUCAAGAAUGCUAUCCAGGUUAUCUUCUCGGCUGCGACCUGCCGCUCUCAAGAUCAACAAGUCAGUCUCUCCGUCGCCAGAGACAUCCUUCUUCAAUGCUGCGCCUAAAUCAACCAUAAAACGAUUUUCCCUAAUCUCCAGGUUACCCGUAGAGUUAAGCGGAGUGGAGACAAUGAUGCCAUUACACAGCGCCUUAGCUUCUGCCCGAUUGAACUCCAACUUGUCCAUUGAGUCACAGAGCUGGUGUUUAGCUCCUCAAGGGAAGUCGAUGCCUUUAUGAUGUCAUCUUAUGGGACAAGUCCUCGUUAGCCAUGCGUGAUUUUUUAAAUAUAUAUAAGGGAAGCAGGAAAUGGACUCUUUGAUAUCUGAAUUAUUCCUUAAGAUGUUUCUUUCAUGAACAAAAUAAUUUCUUUCCCCGCAUAAUGGCUAGUGAUUAAUUUUCUUCAUUCUCCUGUCCAAGGGCUUGUAAUACUUGGGUGAAUUCUGAUGAGUAGUUCUGCUAAAUAUGAACUGAUCAUUUACUGUUUUGAGAUCAUGCGUUGAAUUGAAUGUCAUCAAGUUUGGAUGAAAUUUGAAACUUUCUGCUUGUAGAGGGGU
Messenger RNA from Cuscuta campestris, 2360 nucleotides. The record is from the annotation of a GenBank genome assembly. Lineage: Eukaryota; Viridiplantae; Streptophyta; Magnoliopsida; Solanales; Convolvulaceae.